AAACAUUCGGUUUUGAAGCUAGAGGCCCCGGAAAAUCCUAAAAUUCCCCCUGAACGGUGUCCAGAAAUCCUGGAGAUCCCCUUUAGAACGGAAAAGUCGUAACUAUCACCCUGUGACAAGUGAUUUACCGGUGCUGCCACUCACCCUGGCACAGGUGUCCCCACCUAAAGCUCCUCAUUACCCCCAGAAUAGUUGUUUUCGAUCAAAACUGCAGUUGUGGGGAGGAUCCCAGCGGUGUCGAGUGUAUUGUGUCAGCUCCUCACCCAGUACAAGUUACCGAAGGCCUUCGCAAUGUACACCUGCGAGGAAUUUCAUCGCCACUAGGUCAUAGGUGUGUAUACCGGUCCUUACAGCCUCAUCGUAUCAGUAAAAAAACAUUAUUUAAAAAUUGUCACUCAUGACAAAAAUCAAAACGCUGUAACAAGUGCUCCAGUGUGACAUUGGUUUUGGAUUUUUUUACUCAUCCGUUGAGAUUAUUUUGCAUCACAUCUCGUGCAUGAGACUGUCCUGCAUCCUCUCGUUUAUCUCUCAUCCACGCAGUCGAGAGAACAUUUCCCCCUUCACGUCCUGAUUCCAACGUCAUGUGGAUGGAACAUUAUUUCAUCGAGUUGUAAAUUAAGGAUUGAGAAAAUAAGAUGGAGUGGAUGAAAAAUUGAGGAAUUUCACUCCGCCGAUAUUGAGUAAUGCGUGAUUGCAGUUCAAUCAUUUCCAAUUUCGCGUCUGACAGUUGAAAAUUGCCGAAAAAACCUCCAAACGAUGACAGGGGACAGUAGCAGCCCCUGAGGUCACGUGCAAUCCUACGAGAAAAGUUAGCAGAUCUCCGCGAAAGUCUCCCCCGCAGAAAUCUCCAGCGAAAUAGGAAUAUAAAAACCCAGACAAUAGUGUCAGGUGAUGAGCCGAGUAUUACCCCUUGUGAAAUAUCAAGAAAGAAAAAAAUGUUUCGCUCAAAGAUCCGUAUUCACACGUGCCAAGUGAUACUGCUGACUUCUCUGGUAUGGUUUCUGGUGGAUGUCAUAGUGAUAAUGCUGUACUCUGACUGCAUACGGGGUACAGGAUGGGGUUGUCCUGACAGCAAACAAAUAACCGAAGAGAUUGGAAAUGCACCUCAUUUACAAUCACCAAAGAAUGAUAUUGAUAUGUCAAAGGACACGAAACACAAGCUGAUGAAGUUUAAACUGUGGCGGCCGGCUAAGGUCGUGAAGGAGAACAAGGGAAAGCCCGGGGAAAUGGGCAAUCCUGUGAGAAUUGGACCGGAGGAUGAGGCGAAGCAGCAAGAGCUCUUCAAACUUAAUCAAUUCAACUUGAUGGCUAGUGACAUGAUAGCGUUGAAUCGCUCGUUGAAGGAUGUCAGGUUCAAAGGCUGUAAGGCCAAGACCUAUCAGAAGACACUACCAGAUACUAGUAUUGUCAUUGUGUUUCACAAUGAAGCGUGGAGCACUUUGCUGAGAACAGUUUGGUCGGUGAUCAAUAGGUCGCCCAGUGCAUUGCUCAAGGAGAUCAUCCUCGUCGAUGACGCCAGCGAAAGAGAUCACCUCAAGCAAGACCUGGAGGACUACGUAAAAACAUUACCGGUUCCAACGUACGUCUACCGCCAGGAGAAACGAUCGGGGCUGAUAAGAGCUAGACUCUUGGGGGCUGAAAAAGUAACAGGUCAAGUGAUAACAUUCCUCGAUGCUCAUUGCGAAUGCACAGAGGGUUGGCUCGAGCCACUUCUAAGCAGAAUAGCCAGCGAUAGAAAAACAGUCGUCUGUCCCAUAAUCGAUGUGAUCAGCGACGAGACAUUCGAGUACAUAACAGCGAGUGAUAUGACCUGGGGUGGAUUCAACUGGAAACUCAAUUUUAGAUGGUAUCGAGUAGCGCAGAGGGAAAUGGACAGGCGUAAUGGGGACAGGACAGCUCCAUUAAGGACACCCACAAUGGCCGGUGGAUUAUUCUCCAUUGAUAAAGACUACUUUUACGAACUUGGGGCUUAUGACGAGGGUAUGGACAUCUGGGGUGGUGAAAAUCUCGAAAUGAGCUUCAGGGUGUGGCAGUGCGGUGGAACAUUAGAAAUAGCCCCAUGCUCCCAUGUGGGCCAUGUAUUCCGUGACAAAUCACCGUACACGUUCCCUGGUGGUGUCAGCAAGAUUGUACUUCACAAUGCUGCUAGAGUAGCCGAGGUCUGGAUGGAUGAGUGGAGAGACUUUUACUAUGCCAUGAACCCAGGUGCCAGGAGUGUGCCAGUGGGCAAUGUAUCCGAGAGAGUGCAACUCCGAGAGAGAUUGAACUGCAAAAGCUUCAGAUGGUAUCUUGAGAACAUUUAUCCUGAGUCUCCAAUGCCCUUGGAUUAUUAUUACCUGGGGGAUGUUAAAAAUGUGGAGAUGAGAAAUUGUCUGGAUACUAUGGGGAGGAGAACUGGGGAGGCUGUCGGCUUGAGUUACUGUCAUGGACUUGGUGGUAAUCAGGUGUUUGCAUACACGAAGAGGCAGCAGAUAAUGUCCGACGACAUGUGCCUCGACGCAGCGAGUCCUCAGGGUCCAGUUAAAAUAGUCCGGUGUCACGGAAUGGGGGGAAAUCAGGCAUGGGUAUAUAACGAAGACACAAACAUGUUCAGACACACAAACACUGGACACUGUCUAUCGAUACCACCCCCAGGGGGUGCAGCCCAGCCAGUUUUAUCCCCGUGUGAUGUCCGCAAUUCCGGACAACAAUGGAUAAUGAAGAGUAAAUUCAAGUGGCAGGCAAGCUAAUACACACCGAAAAAUGAAUUAAUCAGCAGGCAAUACUUGUUAAUGUAUUUAUCAAAUUCUAAUUUCAAAAAUGACUCUCAGAGAGUUCUGGACGAGUGGUUGUGAAUCAACAUGAAUUAUCAAAUUGAUGGAUAUCAGUUAAUGAUCAUCAAUUGGCGAAUAAAUGAAUGAGAAUGUGAAUGGAAUAAAAUGGAACAAUUAACAAAAACUGGAGUGACGCAGUUUGCAAGUUAAUGUUUCAAUCUGAAAAUCGUCUGAGAUUUUUUAUUAUUAAGAAGAGUGUCUAGACAGAGCAGAAUGGAGCAUUUACUGCCAUUUUUUAUGGUAUGCCUUGAUACUAAUUGCACCUGGGAGGAGAUGAACAAAUCGAAUAAAUACUUUUGUGAGUCUUGAGAUAUGAAAAUCGAUUUGCAAGGCAUAAUUAGAGUGAUUGGGGCAAUCAUGAGAGAGUCUAAGCAUAUCAAACCAAUGUUGAAUAAAUAAUUGUUGAUAUAGAGAAUAAUUUACUUCGAGAAAUAUUUUUUUCUCCCAAUUUUAAUUACUUUGUUCUUUAUCACAUACACUGUUAGAAAUUCCUUUGAAAUUGUAGUUCACCAUUUUCAACCCGAAAUUUCAGGAGCAAUUUUCUAACAGUAUAAAAUGAGUGCAAUUCGGUUUGAUAUAAGUAUGAAAGUGUCUUGACAUUGAGACAUUGUUUGAAUGUAGGUCGCAAUGAUGAAUUACUUAGAAUAACGUAGAAUUUAUUUGGAAAUGUACGGGGAAAGAGUCCUUUCAAGUUCCUCCAUCACGUUCUUACGAAGAUUGAAACAUAAUUAAAAAUUAUACUGACGAGAAUAUCGAUCGUCAAGACUGUACUUAUCAUUCAGAUCUGUCUUAGGGUUUUACUUACUUAGUUACCAGGUCUGUAGUUGAAGGAAAUGAGGUGAGAAAUUGCAUUCUAGGGCGAUAUGGAAAGCCAUUCAUCUCAAGACCGAGUGAUUUUACGAUGAAAAGACUUAAAACUUUUUUCAUGGGAAAAUAUCCAAGGACUUUUCGUCGUAAAGCCAUUCACACUGCGGAGAAUUGAAUAGUUGAGAUAAGCUUUAUUCGUCUGAAAGUUGAAAAAUACUUAUCAACUCAUUUUAAUUAAUUACUGAAUCGAUAAAAUUCUCUGACGCUCUUCCCACUUGUUCAAUUGCUCAGUGAUGAUUAUUGAAGAAGGUAUUAGUUAUCCUUGCGACAUUACCAUGAGAUUUCUUUUUUUUAUUCUUCUAAUUAGCUAACAAUGAAUAUUUGGACAAUACUAUUUGCACUCGAGCCCCAACUGUUGAGGCUUCGAACAUUUUAAUAAAGUUUCAAGAGAAGAGAUGAAUGAAAAUCAUACAUUAAUGAGGUGGAAGUUCCAUUUACCUGCAGCUUGGAUUGUAUUUAAUGAAUUUCCUUUAAGAAUUGCAGUAUUUAUUUUUGUACAGAUUCCAGAAUCUCUUCUGUAUGGUUGUUAGUAGAGAAAAAUCACCGAACAAAUAAUUGUAAUUUGAUUCUCCCCCUUUUAAAUGUACUCAAGAGGUGAUUCAAGUGUUGUGACAGAACCAAUCGUUCUAAUUUCUUCGUUCUUCCAUUGAUUAGUUAAAUUUUUUUGUAAUUAAAUUGGUCAGAUUAUCAUCUUUUUCUGUAUAUUUUUGUGUACGAAUUUUCUUGUUCAUGUGAUGAAGGACUGGAUAAUGUGUCUCGACAGUAUUUUAUCCUAAUUCUCUGUUAGAUUUAAUUUUUACAAUAAUAUUUAGGAUAUGUUGAAGAAAUAUCUUGCUCCAUUCCAUCAGCACAUAGAUGAACUUUUUAAUGAACAGAGAAACUUUCCAUCUUGCUUGUAGCUCUAUAAAUAUCGAUAAAUACACAAAUUUGUUACAAAA
Messenger RNA from Diachasmimorpha longicaudata, 4618 nucleotides. RefSeq names its product polypeptide N-acetylgalactosaminyltransferase 5 (gene Pgant5). The transcript is spliced from 9 exons. The coding region runs from base 936 to 2729 and encodes 597 amino acids. Gene Ontology annotation, molecular function: polypeptide N-acetylgalactosaminyltransferase activity. Lineage: Eukaryota; Metazoa; Arthropoda; Insecta; Hymenoptera; Braconidae. Gene Ontology annotation, cellular component: Golgi apparatus. Gene Ontology annotation, biological process: protein O-linked glycosylation. The record is from RefSeq and is a predicted model, not a curated record.